AUGUCACCAGCAGACGUUUACCUGUCACUUAAAGCCUCCGACUUCAUUCAGCACGAUUUAACCCCUUCGAUGACUUUUGAGGGCGUUGAAGACGAGGAGUGGAAAAUUAAAGCACCUGAUCUUCAGUUGGCUCUUAGGAAAUGGUAUCCACUUGAACGAAGCCGGUCAUGUCAACGGGAUAUGGUAUAUUAUGAAUUCCUGAACGACAAAUCCACGCAUACUCUGAUCCAAAGUACGAUAAAUAACCUCUGGUCGGAAAAAAUUCGCGAACCCCAAGGACUCGACAAAAGCUGCAAGUCAACCUAUUACUCGGAUGAGACGCUAGCUGAUAUAGCUAUAGAUAUCUUCGAUCUCUUGUUAACACGGGAUUUACAACGAGCUCAUGUGGUCGACUUCAAUCCUUUCGCUCCCAAGACCGAUUCAUUGCUUUUCACGUAUGAAGAGCUUCUAUCAGCCUUUAUUACCUCUGCUCAAAAUUCCAUUGUUCCUGAGUUCCGAGUCAUUGAAAGCCCAUCCAGCCCUCACGCCAAUACGAAUGCUCCCAAUUACCAACACAACAUGGUCCCCUUGGAUGCUCUGGCUCUCAGCAACGGUCGUAACACUAAUGACUUUGCUGGUGUCCUCGCGGAGGCGAUUCAAAAGGCAAACACUUUAGCAUAG
Molecule: messenger RNA, 660 nt
Organism: Acaulospora colombiana
Lineage: Eukaryota; Fungi; Glomeromycota; Glomeromycetes; Diversisporales; Acaulosporaceae
Source: the annotation of a GenBank genome assembly